AUGUCCAACGCCGAGCUCGCUUCGUCCUACGCGGCCCUGAUCCUCGCCGACGACGGUGUUGAGAUCACCGCCGACAAGCUCCAGACCCUCAUCAAGGCCGCCAAGAUCGAGGACGUUGAGCCCAUCUGGACCUCCAUCUUCGCCAAGGCUCUUGAGGGCAAGGAUGUCAAGGACCUUCUCGUGAACGUCGGCUCUGGUGGCGGUGCUGCCCCUGCCGCUGGUGCCGCCGCUGCUGGUAGUGCCGCCGAGGAGGCUGCCCCUGAGGAGGCCAAGGAGGAGGAGAAGGAGGAGUCUGACGAGGAUAUGGGCUUCGGUCUCUUCGACUAA
Fusarium sp. VM40 is the source of this 327-nucleotide messenger RNA. NCBI's taxonomy places the organism in Eukaryota, Fungi, Ascomycota, Sordariomycetes, Hypocreales, Nectriaceae. The record is from the annotation of a GenBank genome assembly.